GAUUCCUGAAGCAGUGCAACGCUCAACACACUACUAGAUCCAAGUCCAGGAGCUGCUUUCAACCGUCUUGUUUUUGCUGCGAGCGGUUUUGCCUUUUUCAUCUUCCUCCUCAUCCCUCUCCCUCCAGCUCCGUCUGGUUUUUGCCUGUCCGCCGCGCCGCCACCAUGACGGAGUCGACGGCGACGUCGCUGUCCCCGACUGACAGCGACUACAACUCGUUUCCCCAGAUCCCCACCAAGAGGGUGCUCGUUACGGGCGGCGCCGGCUUUAUCGGCUCACACCUCAUCGACAUUCUCAUGCAGAACGUAAGCCUGAAAAAGAGAGCAAAACAGCACAGCGAGGGAGACCAACACGGGCAGAAAACACACACACCAACUGGGGAAAGGCGUGACUGUCUCGGUUUUUGUCUGGUCGGGGUGUGGUGUGUGGUUGUGUUGACCCAGGGCAACGACGUGAUAUGUGCUGACAGUUACUUCAGCGGCUCCAAGGAGAACGUGGCCAAGUGGAUCGGGCACCCCAAGUUCGAGCUGAUGCGGCACGACGUCACGCAGCCCCUCCUGGUGGAGGUCGACCAGAUAUACCACCUCGCUUGCCCCGCCUCGCCAGUGCACUACCAACACAACGCCAUCAAGACCCUCAAAACAAACGUACGUACGCCUGCCACACAGACGCAACACAUUGAGGAGGGAGGGAGGGAGGAAGGGGGAGACGUUGAUGGGCUCGUUCUCUGUUGUUCUGGUGUUGGGUAUGUGUGUGUGGUCCUGGUGUGUUCAGGUGUUGGGUACGUUGAACGUGUUGGGUUUGGCCAAGCGGACGGGCGCCCGGCUGCUGCUGUCCUCCACGUCAGAGGUCUACGGCGACCCCGAAGUCCACCCACAGGUACACAACGCAACACACACAUCGACAGAGAGAGAGACGGCGCGCGCGCGCGCGAGAGAGAGAGAGAGAGAGAGAGAUGGAAGCCUUUCUACCCGCCUGUCUGCCUGUGUGUUGUGUGUCGUGUUUGUGGUGUUAGGUGGAGGAGUACAACGGCAAUGUCAACUGUGUGGGUCGGCGGUCGUGCUACGACGAGGGCAAGCGGUGCGCCGAGGCGCUCUGCAUGGACUACCACAGACAGCACCACGUCGACAUCCGCAUCGCGCGCAUCUUCAACACCUACGGCCCAAGGAUGUUCUUCCACGUACCCCACCAACACACACUCAAUGAAUGACACGCGGACCUUUGUGGUGGUGUGUGUGUGUGUGUGAGUGUAGGACGGUCGUGUGGUGUCCAACUUCAUCGUCCAGGCCCUCAGGGUAGGGUAGCCCACCACCGGCCGCACAGGGCACCACACAAACGCAAAACGCACUGACUACCGUGUUGUGUUGUGUGUGUCAUCAGGGCGAGUCUCUGCCGAUCUACGGCGACGGUCUGCAGACGCGCAGCUUCUGCUACGUCGAGGACCUUGCCAGGGGACUCCUGCUGCUCAUGAACUGUACGCGACCCACACACACAUACCAUGACACCACACGGUUCGUCUGUGGUGUGGUGGUGUGUGUGUGUGUGUGUGCAGGCGACUACAUCGGCCCCAUCAACAUCGGCAACCCUGUGGAGUUCACCAUCAAGGAGCUGGCCGAAAAGGUGCGCGCCAAGGUCAACCCAAAACUCAAAAUCGAAUACAGACAGUAAGCCACCGCCCGUCCGUCCAUCCAUCCGACCGCCGUCGUGCAUCUGUCUGAUGUGUGAAUUUGUGUGUGUGUCGGCGUCCUCAGGAUGCCCAAGGACGACCCGAAGCGCCGCCAGCCAGAGAUCACCAAGGUGAGUGGCCAAGGCACAUGUGUGUGGUUGUGUGGCUUCAUGAGUUGGUUGACGCCUGGGAUGCAGGCGCGCAAGAUCCUGGGUUGGGAGCCGCGUGUGCACCUGGACGAGGGCCUCCAGCGCACCGUCGAUGACUUCAAGAGCCGCGCACAGGCAAACCCAAAGGUUAGUAGCUCACCCCCAUCCAGGUCACGACACCACACACGACACUCAUAUUCUCCCUGUCUCUAUAUGUGUGUGUGUGUGUGUGUUGACGAGCAGAAUCUGUUUAUCAUGCACCAGACCGAGGCCAAGCCGGUCGACGACGACGACGAGGCAGAGCAGCAGCCGCCCGCCAGCAAAACCAUGGUGGGUGGGCGACUGACUGAGUUGUUUGAGCGAGAGGGGCAAAGAAAGCGACCUGAUAGAUACCCCUCCUCUCCUCUCCUCUCCUCUCUCUCUUCAGGAUGGCAGUUAUGGGGCUGGCGAGGGCGGCCCCAGCGUCGUGGAGGCGGGCGCGUAGAGGGCCGCGUGACACCCACACCGACAGACACCCAUACACACGGCGGACAAUCGAACCACCCUUUUGUGGAUGGAAGAGUGCGUGUGUCGGGGGGCUGUGGAGUGUGUGGGAAGUGUUGUCGGCCGAUGGAUGAUGGAUGGAUGGAUGGAUGGACGGUUGGGGGGGCUGGUGCCGGGCAAAGGAGGGAUAGCUAGACGGCGGACAGGCAGAUCAUCGACUCUCUCUGACGUAAUUAGCUUGGUCUUCUUGGCGCGAACGAGGUGGGGAGACGGAGAACUGAUUAUUGCUGGUAUGGUGGCAUAUUGCACACGUACGCACGCAGAGAGAGAGAGGUGGGUCUGAGAUGAGAUGCGCG
This is a messenger RNA of Vitrella brassicaformis, 2654 nucleotides long. Lineage: Eukaryota; Vitrellaceae. The record is from the annotation of a GenBank genome assembly.